Nicotiana attenuata is the source of this 699-nucleotide messenger RNA. RefSeq names its product cingulin-like. Lineage: Eukaryota; Viridiplantae; Streptophyta; Magnoliopsida; Solanales; Solanaceae. The transcript is spliced from 4 exons. The coding region runs from base 1 to 699 and encodes 232 amino acids. The record is from RefSeq and is a predicted model, not a curated record.
AUGAACGAGGUGGAAGCGCCCUACUUGUUCAAUGAAACUCAACAAGCGUUAAAACAGGCCUCGGUGCUUCACCAUGAGACUUUUCUCCGGUAUCGAGAAGAGUUAAACCAAUAUGAGGUCGAGAUUCGAGGGCUCACUGAGAAGAGGGAUUCUUACAAACUUCUCAGUGAGCAACGUGAGGGGAAGGUUAAGAACCUCCAAGCGGAGCUAGAGGUGGCUCGGAAAGAGCAUCCCGACUUGGUCGAGCAGGUAAGAAGCAUAUUUGAGGUUAGUGACAAUGAGACAGACACGGUGGCUAACGGUCCAAACCUGCAGGUCCAAAAGAAGCUUGAUAAGAUCGAGCAAUUCCGGGCAGAGGUGGAUGCGGUAAAGGUCGAGGUUGAAGAGUGGAAAAGCAACAUGGACCGCUUGGCCUUGGAAAAGAAGACUGCCCGGGCACAAUUGGCAAAAAAGAUCGAGAAGCUCCAGUCCCAGCUAAAUUCGGUCGUCUCCGAUCUAGAAAAUCUAGCCAAUAAGCUUGAGACGGCCAAGUCGAAGGCCAAUGCCGAGGCGGCCCAGAGUGCCAAGGAGCUCGAAGUCGAGGCCAAAAAGUUGGCUUAUCCCGAGGAUGAUGAUGACUUCGAGGGUUUAAGCGGAUCCGAGUGCGGAGGAGACCCCGAGGGUGAUGAGGCGGCCCUUGGAGAAGACCAGGCCACUUAG